AUGAAUAUUAAUUAUGUCAAAAAUCAAAAAGGUUUAUUACAUCUUAGCCGACUUAUUAUUCUUAUGAUUUGUAUUAUUUAUAUUAAUAUUUUAUCUUGUGGUCAAAAUGCAUUUGGUGGUCAUGCGAAUGUUAAUUCAACAUCAGAUAUUAUGUGGGUUGCAUUGGGAAUAGAUGGUUUUGUUUUCUUCAGUCGAAUAUUUGAACAAGAUGAUGGAACAAGUGAAACAUCUAUAUUAAUUGAUGCAGCAUUAGGUCUUAUCUAUUUUGUUGCGUUUGUUAUUUUACUUGUUUCAUGGAUAAAAUGUUCAGAUACACAAACAUUAUUUUGUAAUGGUAACUACAAGUGUAUUGUUCAUAUUUUACCUACUCUUGCUGCUCUUACUCUAACAAUACUUUAUAUUUAUCAUGAUGUUCGACGUUCUAUUCGAAGGUUAAAUUCCAUAUGA
Adineta steineri is the source of this 447-nucleotide messenger RNA. The record is from the annotation of a GenBank genome assembly. NCBI's taxonomy places the organism in Eukaryota, Metazoa, Rotifera, Eurotatoria, Adinetida, Adinetidae.